GAGUAGAUAAGCCAGGCGUUAAGCUACUGCAUGCACCACGGUUAAUUUCCGCAAGCGCGACGCAUCUGUACGGGGAAGCGCGACAGCCCCCUUUACUAUCCCCCAUACCUAUCGGACCAUUCCAGGCGCUUCACGACUCGAUGCUCCCUUCUUCUCCAGACGCGCUACUUGUUAGCAAUUGUAGCCGCCGCACUGCUCACACACACGUUGUUUGCCUACCUGCCUGUUGAGCGCGCGCGCCACCGUCUCAGAUAGCCGCCUCCUCACGCCCUUUCAUUUCGCGGGGGCCGCCAUCAUCUCCGAGAGCCACCUCAUGAGAGCUAGCUGCGCCUCUCGUCGCUAUGAGGGAUGACGCUACAGCAGAAGCUACAGAAGCCUCUGGCAGCGUCCUGACUGCGACAACCUCAGAUCCCAGCGCGCAUCACUCGCCUGCCAUCGAUGCGCCCUCGAAUGCAGCGAAACCCUCGUCGAAGGGCCCCGCCACGCGCGGAUGGCUCAGCAAUGUGCGCCGCCCGCGAACGAGCCCAGGACCCAAAGCGUCUGCUCUCAGACGGACGCAGAUGCUCGCCGACGACGAUGAUCGCAGAGACUCAGCCUUGGCGUCAUCUAACUGCACCGCGACUAGCAACGCGCCCUCGUCGCCCACCAGUCUGCGCAGGACUCCAAGUCUCCCUGCCAUUGUCGUCCAGGAUGAGCACGUAGUGGGGUCGCGCAGUCACUCACUGGACUCGGGCGGUGCUGGUGAAUCACCGUUUCAGGGCAUCGACAUGGACAUUCCAACCGGCAGCUUCGACGACUUCACCUCCACCACCCAGAUAUCCUUCUCGAAACGGGGCAGCAUGAUGCUGGGUGGAAAGAAGGCGAACAGGCGCAGUAAACAGAUCAACCUGGUACUGGAAGGAGCGAAUGCGCCUACAUCUCGACCUAGCACACCACCACGGAUGGCAGAGCAACAGCCACCGAGAGAACAACAAGCGCUCUUGCCGCCCUCUGCAAUACCCUCUGCGAUUCACCUGUCGCCUACACCGCGUUCGCCGUCGCGCUUCUCUGCACGUGGUAGAGCAGGCCACCGUGUGCUCUCUACAGACGAGAUGAUGUUGUCGCGCAAGGUGCGCUCGAUGUACAAGCACGGCAACGAGAGUGAUGUCAAUUGGGAUGCGGAAACUAGCAGCUUGCCAGACACCUCAGCUAAAAAUAGCUUUGCCUCCAAUAAUCCUGCGAACGAAUCGACCUUGACCGUAAAUCGCAAACAAGACGAUUCGAGCUCUUUCGUGAGUUCGAGAGGAGACGAUUAUAUACCCAAAGAACCCACAGAGACAGCAGGAGGACUUGAGGACUGGGCCGAUCUGGAAGGGGCCGAGGUCGAUAGAUAUGGCUUCAUUGUGGCAAGGAAAUCUGGCUCUCGCGAAGGCGCGAAUGGUGGCGGACUAGAUGGACCUGACGAACCACAUAUACAGCGAGUCUCAACAGCUCUACAACUUGUAUCUGAAGAACCACGGCGAAAAGGCGGAAUCGGACGGAGCGUUUCUCGGGCACGGUCAGCUAGGUCGACUGGGCCUCCACGGUCUCCGCCCAAGAGACAGGUAUCGCAGAAGUCCUCGAAGCAGGCGAGAUCGAUCUUCUCGAACAGAACUUCAGGCACGCGGGCAUCACAUCACCCAUUGCGCUCGGCGACGAACAGGUUGCCUCAUAACAGAGAGCGUCGAAUGCUAGAUGAAGCAAGUGACAUGCUCAAGUUGCCGCCAGGACUUGCACAGGUCGCCGAACAGCGAGAGGGUGGUAGAAUGGCCCGUGCGAUGAAGGCAAAGGAGAUCGCAAGAGACGAAAAAUGGCGAUCCAUGGCGAAGGUGGUGAAGACCGGCGCAGGGAAAGGUGGCGGCAUGCUUUUCGAAUUCGACAUGCAAGAUCCUAAGCUGGUCACACGCACAUGGAAAGGUAUCCCAGACCGCUGGAGAGCGACCGCGUGGCACUCUUUCCUUGCAGAGAGUGCGAAGAAGAAGCCGGACAGUCCUUCAGAAGAGGAAUUGAUCGAGUGCUUCUACGAACUCCAGACAGAGAGCUCGGCUGAAGAUGUUCAGAUCGAUGUUGAUGUUCCACGGACGAUCAACAGACAUAUCAUGUUCAGGCGGCGCUAUCGUGGAGGCCAACGACUAUUAUUCCGCGUACUCCACGCCAUGUCUCUAUACUUGCCAGAGACAGGCUAUGUCCAGGGGAUGGCACCUCUUGCUGCUACCUUACUCUGCUACUACGAAGAGGACAGAGCUUUCGUCAUGCUGGUCCGGCUGUGGCAGCUUCGAGGCCUGGAGAGACUCUACGAGUCUGGAUUCUCUGGUCUGAUGGAUGCGCUGGACGACUUCGAAAAGAACUGGCUGCGUGGAGGAGAUGUAGCCAAGAAGCUCGACGAGAUGGGUAUUACCUCGACCGCCUGGGGAACUCGUUGGUACCUGACUUUGUUCAACUAUUCUCUGCCGUUCCAGGCCCAGCUACGCGUCUGGGACGUCUUCAUGCUCCUAGGCGACGCCUCCCAUUCAAACUCCCCAACAUCUAAAUUCAGCGGCGAUCUGGAUGUGCUACACGCUACAUCCGCAGCUCUAAUCGAUGCGACGAGGGAGAUCCUCCUCGAUUCGGAUUUCGAGAACGCCAUGAAGGUAUUGACCUCCUGGAUCCCAAUCAAGGACGAGGACCUUCUCAUGCGCGUGGCAAGAACCGAAUAUAAGUUGCGGAAAAAGCGAGCGAGUGCUUGAAAGAGGAUGCCGCUCCGAUCCUUUGGACUCGACCAAAUCUAUGGGAAGCCGAUGAGGAGCGGGAUCGGGAAGUUGAGUGGGGUCCUGGCCCGCCACUCCGCAUAUCCUUACUUGUUUGAGCAACACUUAACGGGCCAGCGUCGAUCUUCUGAGAUCAGUGGCUUGACGGCGUCGCGUGCAAUCAACGUGGCUGUCACGUUCCCGCGACGGCGAUCCGCAAAACCCUGCUUUUCUGACAAGAUGGUAAACUUUUCAUCCACUUAUAGCAAACUCU
This is a messenger RNA of Didymella exigua CBS 183.55, 3018 nucleotides long. Its product is annotated as RabGAP/TBC. The record is from RefSeq and is a predicted model, not a curated record. Bases 342 to 2744 code for a protein of 800 amino acids. Lineage: Eukaryota; Fungi; Ascomycota; Dothideomycetes; Pleosporales; Didymellaceae. The transcript has 3 exons.